Brienomyrus brachyistius is the source of this 2066-nucleotide messenger RNA. It is a transcript of the gene smtnl1, whose product is annotated as smoothelin-like 1. Gene Ontology annotation, biological process: actin cytoskeleton organization. The record is from RefSeq and is a predicted model, not a curated record. NCBI's taxonomy places the organism in Eukaryota, Metazoa, Chordata, Actinopteri, Osteoglossiformes, Mormyridae. The transcript is spliced from 5 exons. Gene Ontology annotation, cellular component: filamentous actin; microtubule organizing center. The coding region runs from base 352 to 1737 and encodes 461 amino acids. Gene Ontology annotation, molecular function: protein binding.
AAAUAAAGUGCCGAUAAAGGGGCCAGAGAGACAGCGAAUAAGAGCUGGAUGACGCCCAUAGGGAGUUUGAUGUAUUGUAUUAAAAAGAGACACCAAGAUACCGUCCCUGCUUAAGGACAGAGAAUACAGCAAGUGUGCAAAAAAGAGUGAACACACUGCCACAAGUGCAGAGUGAGUGCUAGCAGGGUUUUAAAGUUUUAUGGAUAAAACACUUUGUGUUUUGAUGCAAUGGUUGAAACGUUUUGAGCAGAAGUGGACAGGGAGUGUCCGGUUAGAAAACGGGACGAGUUCAUUUUUAUUUAACUCCUGUUCCAGUAGAAGAUAAAACUGCUAAGAGGAGGAAAGUCAGCGAUGGGGGACAUCUCACCACAAAAAGAGGAACCUGACACCGACACAGCAGCUGCUGAGAUGGAGGCAGACAAAGAUAAGACAGAGUACGACAGAGCAUCAGCUCAAGACAAGAAUGAAAAUGAACAGGGGACAACAGAGGGAAAAAGAGGGGACCUAGUAGGAGGAGCCAAUGGGGAGAAUGCAGGGGCAGGGACAUCAGAAGCAGCCUAUGAGAAAGGAGGAGGAAGUCCGAGAGGGGAGGGGCUGGAGAGUGCUAAAGUUCAGGAGAAAAAUGACAGGCAACCAGCAGAGAUAGAGGAGGGAGUGACAGAGAAAGGGGAAGAUGAAGAGAAAGACAAAGAGAAGGGAGAAGCGCCAAGAGACAGCGAGAGAAACACAGAGGCAGGAAAGCAAAGCUUGGAAGAUGAGGAGAAGGAUGCUCAGGGCGCGGAGGGUGAAGAGGAGAAACAAGGUGACAAACGAGCGAGAGGCGAAACGAAGGCAGAGGCUGCAGAGAAUCCCAUGGGACGUGAGAAGGAGGCGGCGGGACCUGAGGAAGCGAAGGACGACGCGAAGGGAAGAGCAAAAACGAAAAGGAAGCCGACCCCCACGCCGAUCGGCCCUCCUUCCCUGUCCCGUCCCCGCAGCUCAGCGCACUCACUGCGAGGAUCUACAAAGAAAGACAUAAUGGCCAAGUUCCAGAAGGACGCUGGAGAGAAACCGGUCGCUCGCAAUUUUAAGGUGCAGAAGUCAUCUAUAGGUUUUGGGGGAGGCUCCAUCAAGCAAAAGGUGCUCCAAUGGUGUCAAAGCAAGACCCGGAAUUAUGAGAGCGUGUCCAUCGAGAACUUCUCCUCGUCCUGGGCGGACGGCCUCGCCUUCUGCGCCCUGGUCCAUCGCUUCUUCCCCGACGCCUUUGAUUUCUCCUCUCUUCGAGCGGACGAGAGAGAGAAAAACUUUACCCUGGCCUUCAGCACAGCAGAGUCAAAGGCUGACUGCUGCCCCCUAUUGGAGGUGGAGGAUAUGAUUUUAAUGGGGGACAAGCCUGACCCUCUGUGCGUCUUCACUUACGUGCAGUCCCUCUGUCAGCACCUGUCCAAGGUUGAGAAAGAAAGGAAAGAAAAGAAGGCAGCGAGCGAAGACAACCGGGGGGAAAGCAAGAAUGAACCUGGGGCUGAGGUGGAAGAGGGGAGCGUGGCGGAGGGUGAUAAGGGAGGUGGGGAGGCUGCAGAGGAAGCCAAGGGGAGAAGCGGAGGAGAGGGGGGAGAGGAAAAGGGUUUGGGGGAGGCGGCGAUGGAAGCCCAGGCCAAAGGCGAGGAGGGGGAUGGAGAGCAGGGGGAGCAAGGCAGCAGGCAGGGAGGCGAAGAGGAGGAGACAGUUGAGGAGGAACCAGACGCACCAGCUGUCUGACGUCUAAAAAAAACACAAGAAGGAAAAGCUGCAAGUAGCGACUCACUGAAGAGUACAGGACAAAGAGGACAGAAAAUGAAUGGCUCCAUAAGCUACGUCAUCAAGUCUUGGACUGAGAUAUGAUGGCAUGUGAAAGAGGCACAGUAGUGAAGAUAUUUCGGGUUUUCAAAAUCGUGCACGUUUUUGUGAAACAUCGAGGGGAAAAGCAAGCUUAAUGUUCUCCUCGAAAAACUGAGUAACGUCAUGCUUAUUUUUUUUAACAGCAUUCAGAAACACAAAUGUCAGGAUUGUCGUGUGAAUAAAAGAAAUGUUUCUGUAAAACAUCAAAA